GAUCUGUUCUGUCCACUGAGAACUCCUACCUCCCCUCCCAGGGAUCUGUCCACUCCCCUCCCAGGGAUCUGUCCACUCCCCUCCCAGGGAUCUGUCUGUCCACUCCCCUCCCAGGGAUCUGUCCACUCCCCUCCCAGGGAUCUGUCUGUCCACUCCUCUCCCAGGGAUCUGUCCACUCCCCUCCCAGGGAUCUGUCCACUCCCCUCCCAGGGAUCUGUCCACUCCCCUCCCAGGGAUCUGUCUGUCCACUCCCCUCCCAGGGAUCUGUCUGUCCACUCCCCUCCCAGGGAUCUGUCUGUCCACUCCCCUCCCAGGGAUCUGUCUGUCCACUCCCCUCCCAGGGAUCUGUCUGUCCCCUCCCCUCUCAGGGAUCUGUCUGUCCACUCCCCUCCCAGGGAUCUGUCUGUCCACUCCCCUCCCAGGGAUCUGUCUGUCCACUCCCCUCCCAGGGAUCUGUCUGUCCACUCCCCUCCCAGGGAUCUGUCUGUCCACUCCCCUCCCAGGGAUCUGUCCAUCCCCUCCCCUCCCAGGGAUCUGUCUGUCCACUCCCCUCCCAGGGAUCUGUCUGUCCACUCCCCUCCCAGGGAUCUGUCUGUCCACUCCCCUCCCAGGGAUCUGUCUGUCCACUCCCCUCCCAGGGAUCUGUCUGUCCCCUCCCCUCCCAGGGAUCUGUCUGUCCACUCCCCUCCCAGGGAUCUGUCCACUCCUCUCCCCUCCCAGGGAUCUGUCCUCUCCCCUCCCAGGGAUCUGUCCACUCCCCUCCCAGGGAUCUGUCCACUCCCCUCCCAGGGAUCUGUCCAUCCCCUCCCCUCCCAGGGAUCUGUCUGUCCACUCCCCUCCCAGGGAUCUGUCUGUCCACUCCCCUCCCAGGGAUCUGUCUGUCCACUCCCCUCCCAGGGAUCUGUCCAUCCACUCCCCUCCCAGGGAUCUGUCUGUCCACUCCCCUCCCAGGGAUCUGUCUGUCCACUCCCCUCCCAGGGAUCUGUCCACUCCUCUCCCCUCCCAGGGAUCUGUCUGUCCACUCCCCUCCCAGGGAUCUGUCCAUCCACUCCCCUCCCAGGGAUCUGUCUGUCCACUCCCCUCCCAGGGAUCUGUCCACUCCCCUCCCAGGGAUCUGUCUGUCCACUCCCCUCCCAGGGAUCUGUUCUGUCCACUCCCCUCCCAGGGAUCUGUCUGUCCACUCCCCUCCCAGGGAUCUGUCUGUCCACUCCCCUCCCAGGGAUCUGUCUGUCCACUCCCCUCCCAGGGAUCUGUCCAUCCACUCCCCUCCCAGGGAUCUGUCUGUCCACUCCCCUCCCAGGGAUCUGUCCACUCCCCUCCCAGGGAUCUGUCUGUCCAUCCCCUCCCAGGGAUCUGUCCAUCCACUCCCCUCCCAGGGAUCUGUCCAUCCACUCCCCUCCCAGGGAUCUGUCCACUCCCCUCCCAGGGAUCUGUCCAUCCACUCCCCUCCCAGGGAUCUGUCCACUCCCCUCCCAGGGAUCUGUUCUGUCCACUCCCCUCCCAGGGAUCUGUCCACUCCCCUCCCAGGGAUCUGUCUGUCCACUCCCCUCCCAGGGAUCUGUCUGUCCACUCCCCUCCCAGGGAUCUGUCCACUCCCCUCCCAGGGAUCUGUCCACUCCCCUCCCAGGGAUCUGUUCUGUCCACUCCCCUCCCAGGGAUCUGUCCACUCCCCUCCCAGGGAUCUGUCUGUCCACUCCCUCCCAGGGAUCUGUCUGUCCCACUCCCCUCCCCCCAGGGAUCUGUCUGUCCACUCCCCUCCCAGGGAUCUGUCCCACUCCCCUCCCAGGGAUCUGUCCAUCCACUCCCCUCCCAGGGAUCUGUCCACUCCCCUCCCAGGGAUCUGUCUGUCCACUCCCCUCCCAGGGAUCUGUCCAUCCACUCCCCUCCCAGGGAUCUGUCCACUCCCCUCCCAGGGAUCUGUCCAUCCACUCCCCUCCCAGGGAUCUGUCUGUCCACUCCCCUCCCAUGGAUCUGUCCACUCCCCUCCCAGGGAUCUGUCUGUCCACUCCCCUCCCAGGGAUCUGUCUGUCCACUCCCCUCCAGAUCUCCACUCCCCUCCCAGGGAUUCACUCCUCCAGGAUCUGUGUCCACCCCCUCCGGAUCUGUCUCACUCCCCUCCCAGGGAUCUGUCCACUCCCCUCCAGGUCUCCAUCCUCCCAGGGAUCUGUCUGUCCACUCCCCUCCCAGGGAUCUGUCUGUCCCACUCCCCUCCCAGGGAUCUGUCCACUCCCCUCCCAGGGAUCUGUCAUCCUCCCUCUCCCUCCCAGGGAUCUGUCCACUCCCCUCCCAGGGAUCUGUCUGUCCACUCCCCUCCCAGGGAUCUGUCUGUCCACUCCCCUCCAGGGAUCUGUCCACUCCCCUCCCAGGGAUCUGUCCACUCCCCUCCCAGGGAUCUGUCUGUCCACUCCCCUCCCAGGGAUCUGUCUCCACUCCCCUCCCAGGGAUCUGUCUUCCACUCCCCUCCCAGGGAUCUGUCUGUCCACUCCCCUCCCAGGGAUCUGUCUGUCCACUCCCCUCCCAGGGAUCUGUCCACUCCCCUCCCAGGGAUCUGUCCAUCCACUCCCCUCCCAGGGAUCUGUCCACUCCCUCCCAGUUUUCAUCCCCUCCCAGGGAUCUGUCCUCCACUCCCCUCCCAGGGAUCUGUCGUCCACUCCCCUCCCAGGGAUUGCUCAUCUCCACUCCCCUCCCGGGAUCGUCAUCCCCUCCCAGGGAUCUGUCCAUCCCUCCCCUCCCAGGGAUCUGUCUGUCCACUCCCCUCCCAGGAUCUGUUGUCCACUCCCCUCCCAGGGAUCUGUCUGUCCACUCCCCUCCCAGGGAUCUGUCCUCCCUCCGGAUUGUCCACUCCCCUCCCAGGGAUCUGUCUGUCCACUCCCCUCCCAGGGAUGCUGUCCUCCACCUCCCCUCCCAGGGAUCUGUCUGUCCACUCCCCUCCCAGGGAUCUGUCUGUCCCACUCCCCUCCCAGGGAUCGGUCUGUCCACUCCCCCCCAGGGAUCUGUCCACUUCCCCUCCCAGGGAGCUGUCCCACUCCCCUCCCAGGGAUUGUCUGUCCACCUCCCCUCCCAGGGAUCUGUCUGUCCACUCCCCCUCCCAGGGAUCUUCCUGUCCACUUCCCUCCCAGGGAUCGUGCCACUCCCCUCCCAGGGAUCUGUCCCACUCCGGCCUCCCAGGGAUCUGUCCCAUCCCCCCUCCCAGGGAUCUGUCUGUCCACAUCCCCUCCCAGGAUCUGUUCUGUCCCAUCGCCCUCCCAGGGAUCUGUCCACCUUCCCCCGCUCCCAGGGAAUCUGUCUGUCCACUCCCCUCCCAGGGAUCUGUUCCAACUCCCCCUCCCAGGGAUCUGUCUGUCAUCCCCUCCCAGGGAUCUGUCUGUCCACCCCCUCCCAGGGAUCUGUCUGUCCCACUCCCCUCCCAGGAUAUGUUCUGUUCCCACUCCCCUCCCAGGGAUCUUGUCCAUCCCCCCUCCCAGGGAUCUGUCUGUUCCACUCCCCUCCCAGGGAUCUGUCUGUCCACUCCCCUCCCAGGGAUCUGUCCACUCCCCUCCCAGGGAUCUGUCUGUCCAUCCCCUCCAGGGAUCUGUCCACUCCCCUCCCAGGGUCUCCACUCUCCAGUCUGUCCACUCCCCUCCCAGGGAUCUGUUCUGUCCACUCCCCUCCCAGGGAUCUGUCCACUCCCCUCCCAGGGAUCUGUCUGUCCACUCCCCUCCCAGGGAUCUGUCUGUCCACUCCCCUCCCAGGGAUAUGUUCUGUCCACUCCCCUCCCAGGGAUCUGUCCACCUCCCCUCCCAGGGAUCUGUCUGUCCACUCCCCUCCCAGGGAUCUGUCUGUCCACUCCCCUCCCAGGGAUCUGUCCACUCCCCUCCCAGGGAUCUGUCCAUCCCCUCCCCUCCCAGGGAUCUGUCCACUCCCCUCCCAGGGAUCUGUCUGUCCACUCCCCUCCCAGGGAUCUGUCUGUCCACUCCCCUUCCAGGGAUCUGUCCACUCCCCCAGGGAUUCCUCCCUCCAGGGAUCUGUCCACUCCCCUCCCAGGGAUAUGUUCUGUCCACUCCCCUCCCAGGGAUCUGUCCAUCCACUCCCCUCCCAGGGAUCUGUCUGUCCACUCCCCUCCCAGGGAUCUGUCUGUCCACUCCCCUCCCAGGGAUCUGUCUGUCCAUCCCUCCCAGGGAUCUGUCCACUCCCCUCCCAGGGAUCUGUCCAUCCAUCCCUCCCAGGGAUCUGUCCACUCCCCUCCCAGGGAUCUUCUGUCCACUCCCCUCCCAGGGAUCUGUCAUCCACUCCCCUCCCAGGGAUCUGUCCACUCCCUCCCAGGGAUCUGUCCAUCCACUCCCCUCCCAGGGAUCUGUCUGUCCACUCCCCUCCCAUGGAUCUGUCCACUCCCCUCCCAGGGAUCUGUCUGUCCACUCCCCUCCCAGGGAUUGUCUGUCACUCCCCUCCCAGGGAUGUUCUGUCCAUCCCCUCCCAGGAUCUGUCCAUCCCUCCCCUCCCAGGGAUCUGUUGUCCACUCCCUCCCAGGGAUCUGUCUGUCCACUCCCCUCCCAGGGUCUGUCUGUCCAUCCCUCCCAGGGAUCUGUCCCUCCCCUCCAGGAUCUGUCACUCCUCCCAGGGUCUGUCUGUCCACUCCCCUCCCAGGAUCUGCUGUCCACUCCCUCCAGGGUCUGUCUGUCACUCCCCUCCCAGGGAUCUGUCCCUCCCCUCCCAGGAUCUGUCCACUCCCUCAGGGAUCGUCUCCACUCCCUCCAGGGAUCUGUUCGUCCACUCCUCCAGGACGUCCACUCCUCCAGGGUCUGUUGUCCACCCCCAGGGAUCGUCAUCCCCUCCAGGGAUUGUCUGUCAUCCCUCCAGGGAUCUGUCCCUCCCUCCCAGGGAUUUCCUCCUCCCAGGACUCAUCCCUCCGGGAUUUCUGCACUCCCCUCCCGGGAUCUGUCUGUCCCCUCCCUCCAGGAUUGUCUGUCCACUCCUCCCAGGGAUUGUUUGUCCUAACUCUCCUACCUUGUCUUCCAGGGAUCUGCCUUUUGUGUCCACUCUCCCCUGAGGAUAAUGAAGGGGUUAUUCCUGGUAGAGCCACUGGUUGCCUUCUAUGCCUUCGCCAGUUUCCUCAUCUACCCCCUGGUACAGCAGUAUGUCUACAGGAGGCUAUGGCAGGAGAUGACCAACACAACCUACCCUGUCUCUGACAACAGCUCACGCUGCGAUCCCUCCGACACCAGCAGCCACCAUGAG
Coregonus sp. 'balchen' is the source of this 5214-nucleotide messenger RNA. The record is from the annotation of a GenBank genome assembly. NCBI's taxonomy places the organism in Eukaryota, Metazoa, Chordata, Actinopteri, Salmoniformes, Salmonidae.